AUGGUAAAUAGUGACUUGCAAGGAAAAGCAGCUGUUGUUAAAUAUUCAGAUCCUGAAAGAGAUUAUUUUGUACCCACCAGUCAUAAGAAAAUAGAUUGGCAUGACUAUAAACAAAUUGAAAAUGAGAGUAAGCGUCAAGGACUUGGAGAACAUGGCCUGCCAGCUCAGCUGCCUAAAUCGGAGGCUGAGUUAGAGGAACAGUUGUAUUCUGUGAACGGUUUCAACGGAGCACUGAGCGACAAAAUCCCGUUAAACCGAUCCCUCCCGGACAUAAGGCACCCUGGAUGUAAAAAGAAACUAUACAUAGAAUCCUUGCCGACGGUCAGCGUUGUUGUACCCUUCCACAAUGAACAUUGGAGCACGCUACUGAGGACUGCGUACAGUGUCCUCAACAGGUCUCCAGAGUUUCUCAUAAAGGAGGUGUUUCUAGUCGACGAUGCCAGUACAAAAGAAUUCCUCAAGCAGAAGCUAGAAGACUACCUAGCACAACACCUGCCUAAAGUGAAAGUCCUCAGAUUACAAGAAAGGAGUGGCUUGAUAGCGGCCCGGCUAGCGGGGGCGCGAGUGGCGAAGGCCGACGUUCUCCUCUUUCUGGACUCUCACACGGAAGCCAGCGUCAAUUGGUUGCCACCAUUGUUAGAACCGAUAGCACUGAACUACCGUACGGUUGUCUGUCCGUUUAUCGGUGUGAUUGCGUACGACACGUUCGAGUACCGCGCACAAGACGAAGGCGCCCGAGGUGCCUUCGACUGGGAACUGUUCUACAAACGACUGCCCGUGCUGCCCAAAGAUGAGGCCAACAUGCCGGAGCCUUUCGAGAGUCCAGUUAUGGCGGGCGGCUUGUUCGCGAUAUCGCGCAAGUUCUUCUGGGAACUGGGCGGGUACGAUCCCGGCUUGGACAUCUGGGGCGGGGAGCAAUACGAACUUAGCUUUAAGAUAUGGCAGUGUGGGGGGAGAAUGGUGGACGCACCGUGCUCACGGGUGGGACACAUCUACCGCAAGUUUGCUCCCUUCCCCAACCCGGGCCACGGCGACUUCGUUGGCCGAAACUAUCGACGAGUCGCUGAAGUCUGGAUGGACGAGUACGCACAGUACUUAUACAAGCGGCGCCCCCAUUACUUGAAGAUCGACACAGGGGAUAUCUCCGAGCAGAAGGCGCUCAGGAAAAAGCUCAGCUGCAAGUCAUUCCGGUGGUUCAUGACUCAGAUAGCGUUUGACCUGACAGCAAAAUAUCCACCCGUCGAGCCGGAGCCUUUUGCCGAGGGACGGAUAAGGCCCGUGUCACACGCACAGCUGUGCCUCGACAUGCACCGCGGCGAGCAAAAGGACGUCCUGCAGAUCAGGUCGUGUGUGCGCUCGGCCUCCACUGAGCAGCACUUUGUCCUCUCCUGGCACAAGGACAUCAGGUCCAAAGACAGGAACAUGUGCUGGGAUGUUCCCGAUUCUACGCCGAAGCGUCCCAUCUUUCUGUACUCUUGCCACUUGGGCGGCGGGAACCAACUGUGGCGGUACCAUUUGGAUACGAAGCAAUUGAAGCAUGGCGGUAACGAUAACUGCCUCGAUUGGGAGAAGGCCACACGCUAUGUGUUCAUCAACCGCUGCAGCGACGCCGAUUCCCAGAAGUGGGAAGUGGACAUAGUCAACGCGCAAGCAAUGAAGAAGUGGGAUAAAACACUUCUAAAAGUCACAGGGCCUAUUGAAGACUACUGA
Molecule: messenger RNA, 1710 nt
Organism: Parnassius apollo (apollo)
Lineage: Eukaryota; Metazoa; Arthropoda; Insecta; Lepidoptera; Papilionidae
Source: the annotation of a GenBank genome assembly